AUGGCCGCCGGUGAUUUACGCGCCGAGGAGCGGGCCGCGAUGGAACGCUAUCUCAACGAACGCUACGGGCUGGACCAACCGCUGCCCGUACAAUACGCGCGCUGGCUGAACAAGGGAUUUGGUUUCAAGGCACCGGACCUGGGCACAAGUUUUGCGAAAAACCGACCGGUCACCGAGCUGAUUGCCGAAGCGCUGCCGAUUACGCUGUUAAUGAACGGGCUGUCGAUACCUCUGGUGUUUGUGCUGUCCAUCAUUAUGGGGGUCUAUACCGCGCAAUUCAGAGGCCAGGCGCUGGAUGUGGGUAUUGGUACCGCAAACCUGGCGUUGUGGUCGAUUCCAACGAUCUGGAUGGGUGUGGUGCUUAUUGGGCUGCUGGCCAGCGAAGAAUAUCUGAACCUGUUUCCUACCUCGGGCCUGGAGAGUCUGCGGGCGGACCGCUGGACGUUUCUGCCGGUGCAGACCGCUGAUGGCUGGCAACGUGGAUAUCUGCUGGACCUGGCAUGGCACCUGGUAUUGCCCGUGAUCUGUUUGUCUUAUACCGGUUUUGCGUUUCUUACCAAACUCACCCGCUCGUCCGUGCUUGAAAACCUGCAGGCAGAUUAUGCGCGAACCGCGCGAGCGAAAGGCGCACUGGAACAUACAGUGUUGUGGCACCACGUGCUGCGCAACAGCCUGCUGCCACUCAUCACUGUGGCCGCUUCAAUUUUGCCGGCGUUACUCGUGGGGUCCGUGAUCGUCGAAUCUAUUUUCUCUAUAGAUGGCAUGGGUCGCCUGGCGGUUCAGGCGGUGCAGUUACGCGACCGGGAGGUGGUGCUGGCAAUUACCCUGAUCACAUCGCUUUUGAGCCUGGUCGCUUACCUUAUUGUUGAUAUCUGCGCUGCCGAAUCGGUCAUCCACGAAUCCUAUUCUCAUCGUGUGGGCCGCGACACCUUCUCGCAAACUGGCGCUCGGGUAGGAUUGGCCUGGGUUGGCCUGGUGGCGAUCCUGGCGGUGUUUGCUCCAUUCAUCGCCAACUCACAUCCGUACCUGAUCUUUACUUCCGAUGGUUGGCAAAGCCCGCUGUUGCGGCAUCUGGACUGGGCUGACGUUUCCCUGCUGGUGAUGUUUGUCACUACCCUGGGUGCCUGGCGACUACGCUAUCGCUUUAGCACCGGUCGGAUUUUUCUUGCGCUGAUCGUACUAGCGCUACUGACAAGCAUCGGAACGAUGACGUUAGUGAGCCCGCCCAGCGCGGUGAUCUAUGAUCAAUAUCGAACAGGCCUUGCAGAGGGUACUAUCCAGUCCGCCGUGUUAGCCCCGAUUCCGUUUUCGCCCACAGACCGUUCCAGAGACAAUCCGGUUUCGCUGCAGCCCCCCGACAGUGUGCACUGGUUCGGUACGGAUGAAGAUGGCGCCGAUGUCCUGAGCCGGAUGAUUCACGCUUGUCGGAUUGCGCUGGCAAUUGGCUUGAUGUCCACCGGCAUUGCGCUGUUGAUCGGUAUUCUAUACGGCGGCGUCAUGGGCUUUUUCGGUGGCUGGCUGGAUAUUGCGAUGAUGCGUUUUCUGGAAAUGUUCGAAUCCAUCCCAGCGCUGUUCCUGUUGCUGAUGGUGGUGGCUUUUUUUGGUCGCAACAUUUAUCUGAUCAUGAUCGUUAUCGGUUUGACCUCAUGGCCUGGGUUUGCGCGCUAUCUACGGGCUGAGUUUCUCAAGUUGCGCAAUCAGGACUAUGUGCAGGCAGCGCAGGCCGCGGGUUUGCCGCUGUGGUCGGUUCUGUUCCGGCAUAUGCUGCCCAACGGUGUGGCCCCCCUGCUGGUGGCGGCAAGUUUCAGUAUUGCGUCAGCCAUUCUGGCUGAAGCGACCUUAAGCUUUCUGGGCUUAGGAUUGAUCGACGAGCCCAGCUGGGGUGGCAUGCUCAAUCAAGCGGUGGGGCCAGGCGGUACGUUUGCGCUGUGGCUGGCUACUUAUCCGGGGUUGGCCAUAUUCCUCACCGUCUUUUCUUACAACCUGAUCGGGGAGGCUUUGCCAGAAGCCUUGAGCCCGCUACUGACCGUUGAGAAUCUCGUGACAGAGUUUCACUCCGGCGAGAAUAAAACCAUCGCGGUCAACGAUGUAUCCUUUGAGAUUCACCCCGGGGAAACCGUUUGUCUGGUGGGUGAAUCCGGCUCAGGCAAAAGUGUCACCGGAUUAUCCAUUCUCGGACUGUUGCCCUCUUCUGCCACACACCCAUCGGGUAAAGUGUUGCUCGCCUGCACCCCCGAUGAACAACCAAGCGGCGGUGCUGGCGAUGAUCUGAACAAAUCACUGUCGCUGCUUGGCGCGCCUGAAACGCUGCUGCAAACCGUCCGCGGCGUGCGCAUCUCGAUGAUCUUCCAGGAACCUCUGACCUGCCUGAACCCGGUGUUAACCAUCGGCGAGCAGAUCAUGGAGGCACUGGAAUUACAUCUGGGGCUGCAAGGCGAGGCGGCGCGACAGCGGGUACUGGAGCUGCUCACCCAGGUGGAGAUUCCCGACCCUGAACAACGCCUGGAUGACUACCCCCAUCGGCUUUCAGGUGGACAGCGGCAACGGGUGAUGAUUGCUAUGGCGCUCGCCUGCGAGCCGGACCUGCUGAUUGCCGAUGAGCCAACAACCGCCCUGGAUGUGACCAUUCAAGCACAGAUACUGCGAUUGAUGGCGAAUCUGCAGAAGCAACAUCACACGGCGCUGCUGUUCAUUACCCACGAUCUCAGCCUGGUUUCAGAAAUCGCCAACCGGGUGAUUGUGAUGCAGAAAGGCCGCAUCGUAGAAAGCGGUGGUCUCAAGCAGGUGCUUGGUUCGCCCAGUCAUCCAUACACACGUGAGUUACUGGCUGCAUUGCCGAGCAAUUUACCGCGGCUGGAACCGAUGGCACCCCGGCAAGGGGCGCCGUUGAUAGAAAUUCGCAACCUGCGCGUUUACUUCCCAAUCCGCAAAGGCAUUCUGCAGCGUCAUGUUGACGAUGUGAAAGCCGUCGAUGAUGUCUCGCUGGAUAUUCACAAAGGCCGGGUGCUGGCUCUGGUGGGUGAGUCGGGAUCGGGUAAAACGACACUGGGGCGCGCACUGCUGGGUCUUGUGCCGACCACCUCAGGUUCGGUUAUGUAUGAACAAACCGAUCUCAGCCAGCUCAACCGGCGGAAGUUCAAACCAUUCCGUAAAGAUCUGCAGGUGGUUUUUCAGGAUCCGCAGUCUUCACUGAACCCAAGAUUAUCCAUCGCCUCAAUUCUGACCGAACCCAUGGCUGUGCAUCAAAUAGGCGCAAACCAGCAAGAGCGGCUUGAUAUGGCCGCGCAAUACAUGGAAAAAGUUGGGCUUGACCCGUCGAUGCUGAGACGCUAUCCCCACGAGUUUUCAGGCGGACAGCGACAGCGAAUUGGCAUUGCCAGGGCCAUAGCCCUGCAACCACGUUUUAUCGUCUGUGACGAGGUCACCAGUGCGCUGGAUGUCAGUGUACAAGCAAAAAUACUGCUAUUGCUUGAGGAGUUGAAACGCGAGUUUCAUCUCACCUAUCUGUUCAUCACGCACAAUAUUGAUGUGGUGCGUUACUUUGCAGACGACGUAGCCGUAAUGCAUCAAGGCAAGCUGGUGGAGCAAGGCAGCGCAACGGCUGUGUGCGAGCAUCCGCAACACGCGUAUACCCAGAAGCUGUUAGAGGCAGUGCCGAAGUUCCGUUUUUGA
Molecule: messenger RNA, 3672 nt
Organism: Symbiodinium necroappetens
Lineage: Eukaryota; Dinophyceae; Suessiales; Symbiodiniaceae
Source: the annotation of a GenBank genome assembly